Ascoidea rubescens DSM 1968 is the source of this 797-nucleotide messenger RNA. RefSeq lists its product as uncharacterized. Lineage: Eukaryota; Fungi; Ascomycota; Saccharomycetes; Ascoideales; Ascoideaceae. The transcript has 2 exons. The record is from RefSeq and is a predicted model, not a curated record. Bases 271 to 669 code for a protein of 132 amino acids.
UUCAGAAACAAUUCAGAAAAAUCUGAAAAACACUGAAAUUUUUUUUGUUUCAAUACAUUCUGGAAGAUAUCUUUGGAAAUACAUUCAGAGAUAUCCAGACGUGUUGCUAGACACCUUGUCAGACAGAUUGUUAAACAAUUAAAUAAGGAAUUGAAAAAAAUUUGAAAGGUUUUUCAAAAAAUUCUUCAAGCUAUUUGCCAUUUCAAAAGUGUGAAAAGUGAAAAGCCAAAAAGCCAGAAAAAGGGACUCAGUCACCAGCCCUAUUUCCCAAUGAGGAUAAAAUUCAAGAACAAAUCACAACGAGUGGAAAGAUAUUUACUAAUAAUCGCAACAGAUAUAAGCAUUCGCAGGGCAUUUCCAGGGCAUUUCAAGAGCAUUUCAAGAACAUUUGCAAAGCAUCUUCCAAAGAAAAGUUUUCAAAAGCUCUCAAAAAGCAUCAACCUCAGAGCGUACCACACCCGUGGUCUUGCACCGCCAGAAAUGCACUGCUCAAAACGGCAAGUUUUUCCCGGCGGCCACACGCUGCACAAAAACGCAUCACCUCGACAGGAAUUGUUGCGCUUGGAAAUUUGUCAGCACUGGGAUUUUGGUGCGAUUUCAGCGAAUUCAAAGUUGGAUGAUAUUCUCAAAAGAAGAAAAUUGCAGAGCUUUUUUCAAACAAGUAGGUAAUUUUAAUCCUCUAGCAGCAUUUUGAAGAUUUCUUUUUUUCUGUUUUUCCCAUUGCAUUUUUUUAUAUAUACUCGUCAUUUCCCAUCGCUGUUCCCCUUUCCAAAAUUUUAGAAAAGCGAUUUGAUCUG